AUGGGAAUCCCAAGAUUUCACAUGCCAAAUCCAACCACAUGUCCAGAUUGUCAUGCCCGUUUGUUCUCUCAUGAAACAUUUGAAAUGUGUUGCUUACGUGGAAAGCUUGCUCUACCAUUGACACCAUCCCCUCCUGAAAUGACUGAGCUUUUUUGCAACCAAUCUGCCCAGGGAAGACAUUUUAGGCAGAAUAUACGAGCUUACAACCACAUUUUUGCCUUCACAUCAAUGGGAGUUCAUGUUGACGAAAACCUAGCAACAGGAAGACGUGGUAUUUACACAUUUCGUGCUCAAGGUUCCAUAUACCAUAAGAUUGGAAGUCUCUUGCCUAUUGGAGAUAGUAGACCAAGAUUCCUACAAAUGUAUAUAUAUGACACUGCUCAUGAAAUAGACAAUCGGAUGAGAGAAAGUGAAGCACUAAACAGAGAUGUGGUUGAAAAAAUCCAACAAAUCUUGAAUCAAUAUAAUCCAUUUGUGCAAACAUUUCACCACCUUGCACAAUGUCAAGAUUUGCAAAGUUGUAGAUUGAUUAUCAAGGAGCAGCCCACGAAUCAACGACAAUAUUGUCUACCGUCUGCAUCUCAGGUUGCUGCAAUCAUAGUAGGUGGUGAAGGAUCAGAAAACAUUAGAGGUCGAGAUAUUGUUGUGCAAACUACGGAUGGUCAACUUAAGAGUAUCAAAGAUUGUGUCGGCUACUAUGACCCUUUACAAUAUCCAUUGUUGUUACCUUAUGGAACGUACGGAUGGGAUGUGAAUACUCGAAAUAAUACCAACAGAAAAGUGACAUGCUGUGACUAUUAUUCGUAUGUUCUUCAGAUCCGUCAACAUGAUGAAUCGCUUCUACUUCGUGGUGGCCGCGUAUUGCAGCAAUAUGUAGUUGACAACUACGUAAAGAUCGAAUCACAAAAGCUUAGAUGGAUGCGUGAUAAUCAACACACAAUUCGAUCUGAAUUUUAUCGAGGACUACAAGACUCAUUAAUUGCAGGACAAAAUAAUGCAGGAAACAUUGGUCGUCGUAGGACUAUAUUACCAUCAUCUUUUGUUGGUAGUCCCCGUGACAUGUAUCAAAGGUAUCAAGAUGCAAUGACUUUGGUGCAAAAAUAUGGAAGACCAGAUAUUUUCCUAACAAUGACAUGUAAUCCAAAUUGGGAAGAAAUAAGUGAUGAGCUACUACCUGGCCAAGCACCACAAGAUCGACCAGAUUUGCUUACAAGGGUUUUUCGUGCAAAAUUCGAACAGUUGAAGAAUGAUGUUAUAAAAAAAAGUGUUUUAGGCAGAGUUCUUGCGUAUGUAUAUGUCAUUGAGUUUCAAAAGCGCGGUCUCCCCCAUGUUCACAUGCUUCUCAUGUUAGAAGAAAAUGAUAAGCUUAAUAGUCCAGAUGAUUAUGAUCAAAUGGUACGUGCUGAAAUACCAAUUCCAAAUGAAGAGCCUGAAUUGUAUGGUGCCGUGUUAAGGCAUAUGAUACAUGGUCUAUGUGGAAUACACAAUUCACGAUCACCUUGUAUGAAACGUGGUAGUUGUAAACGAAAUUAUCCUAAGCCAUUUGCACCAACUACAGUUCAAGGAAUGAUUCUUAUCCAGUCUAUCGUAGAAGAGACAAUCAUAAUCCAGUCCCAUUAG
Malus domestica (apple) is the source of this 1620-nucleotide messenger RNA. Lineage: Eukaryota; Viridiplantae; Streptophyta; Magnoliopsida; Rosales; Rosaceae. The record is from RefSeq and is a predicted model, not a curated record.